Bufo bufo (common toad) is the source of this 3690-nucleotide messenger RNA. RefSeq names its product HHIP like 2 (gene HHIPL2). The record is from RefSeq and is a predicted model, not a curated record. The transcript is spliced from 16 exons. The coding region runs from base 1 to 3690 and encodes 1229 amino acids. Lineage: Eukaryota; Metazoa; Chordata; Amphibia; Anura; Bufonidae.
AUGGUAGAGAUGACUACAUUGAUUCCAGCCUCAAGAUGGUCCAGGUUGAUGUUUGUAGGCUGGAAGGAAGAUACAGUCCUCAGACUGUUCCUCAUUACUCCCAUCUUCUCCUUCAUAUUUUGGACAGGUGUCUUUGCUCAUCCCCAAUGCUUGGACUUUGGACCCCCUUUCAAGCCCGCCAUGCACUUGGAAUUUUGCUCCCAGUAUGAAGAAUUUGGAUGCUGCAACCAAGAGAAGGACAACAUCAUAGCCGAGAGAUACUGGUCCAUCAUGGACCACUACGAUUAUAAGGAGCAAGAGCUGUGCGGGGGAUACGUCAAGGACAUUUUGUGCCAGGAAUGCUCUCCUUAUGCUGCCCAUUUAUAUGAUGCUGAAGACCCCCGGACGCCACUGAUGGCUCUUCCAGGCCUCUGCUUUCCAUAUUGCUCAGACUUCUACUUUAACUGCCGUAGCAUCAUCUCACUAAUGACGGACAACAAGAACAUAUUGGAGUCCACAAAAGACCGAGAUAUGUUUUGUCAUCUUCUCGAACUACCAGAUCCAGACUAUUGUUUUCCAGACGUGCUACAAACUAUGGCCUUGAAUAAGAAACUUGGGGCCGUUGUUGAAGACCAAGAAGGCUGCCUGAAAAUGUGCCUAGUGGAGGUGGCCAAUGGGUUGAGGAACCCAGUGUUGAUGGUUCAUGCUAAUGACGGUACUUAUAGAAUGUUUGUGGCAGAACAAGUUGGUAUAGUUUGGGUCUACUUACCCAAUGGUGGACGAUUAGAAGAACCUUUCCUAUACCUGCAAGACAGCGUGGUAUCAAGUCCAUGGCAUGGAGAUGAGCGGGGAUUACUUGGAAUGGCAUUCCAUCCAAAACACAGGAGGAAUGGGAAAUUUUAUGUUUACUAUUCUAUAAUUGAUGACGACUAUGUGGAGAGAAUCAGAAUAAGUGAAUUCCGAGUGUUCUACUAUGACAUAAAUAGGGCUGAUCGAAACUCUGAAAGAAUUAUUUUGGAGAUUGUGGAACCCUUCAGAAACCACAAUGGAGGGCAAAUACUUUUUGGUGUGGAUGGAUAUCUGUACAUAUUCACAGGAGAUGGAGGGGAGCUUGGAGACCCACAUGGAGAAUUUGGAAAUGGACAGAACAAAAGCGCCUUGUUGGGUAAAGUUCUCCGGAUAGAUGUAGAUGGUGAAAGAGUAGCUGGAAAACUCUACGGAAUCCCACCAGAUAAUCCAUUUGUUUCAGAGCGUUAUGCUGCUCCGGAGGUCUACGCCUAUGGAGCAAGAAAUAUGUGGAGAUGUUCUGUUGACCAAGGAGACCCAGUUACUGGGAAAGGAAGAGGGAGGAUCUUCUGUGGUGAUGUUGGCCAAAGCCGUUAUGAAGAAGUUGAUAUCAUUAUUAAAGGUGGAAACUAUGGCUGGAGGGCCAAGGAGGGUUUUGAAUGUUUCGACAUAAUGCUUUGCCUCAACUCUUCUUUACAUGAUGUUCUACCAAUUUUUGCUUAUGGGCACAAUGUGGGUAAAUCGGUCACCGGUGGUUAUGUCUAUCGAGGUUGUGAAUAUCCAAAUCUAAAUGGCCUGUACAUCUUUGGGGACUUCAUGAAUGGACGGCUCAUGGCUCUUCAUGAGGAUGAGACAACUAAACAAUGGACCAAGCAGGAUAUCUGUAUGGGAGACUCAACCGUCUGCGCGUUCCCAAAGCUCAUCAACACCUACACCAACUUCAUUAUCUCCUUUGCAGAGGAUGAAGCUGGGGAGCUGUAUUUUCUCUCUACCUCGGACCCGACCUCUCUAUCCCCAUAUGGAACUGUAUAUCGACUUGUAGAUCCAUCUAGGAGAGCGCCCCCUGGGAAAUGUACCUACAAACCUGUGCCAGUGAAGAUGACAAGUAAAGUCGUUCCUUUUGUGCCACGUGAACGGACUGUUCUUGAAAUACUCAGUGAACAAAUGAAACCGGCAAUCAAGAAACCUGUUAAAGUAAUGCCAAAACUAGAGAAGACUACCACCAAACCUCCUGCUAAGGGUACCACCACAAAAAUACCCAAAACGACUCAACCUUCACCGACUGAGGUAACAAAGAGUCCUACAGAGAUGGAACUGACCGAAGAAACAAAAAGGUUGUCUGUGACUACUACUCACACACCAUCCAUCAAUGGCAGAUUAAAGAAGCCUACGAAAGCUUCCAAAGUUAAAACAACAUCAACAAAGAGUGAAAAAACAAGUAAGGCUGCUAAAAAGCCUUCACCUAACCCACAAGCAAAGAAACCUUCUAAGGAUGUGAUCAAGAAAAUAUCUCCACCCAAAAAAUCAAUGGUGACUAAUCCUCCAUCUUUAGAGCGCACAAAGUCCAUUAUAGACAAAGUUAAGCAGCCGUCUCCAAAGUGGGAUGUCAAAAAACCUUUAUCCACAAAGACCCCUAAGAAAGUGAAGCCUACUAAGCCUACUAAGAGUCCAAAGCUUAAACUAAAAGAUAAGAACUCAAAACAUUACAAUUCAAAACCAAAAAAAUCUAAAGUUCAACUUCAAGACAAAGAGAUGCAACUAAAGAAAGAGAGAGCAUCAAAGGAAAAAAAGAGAGCACGCUUGCAAACGUCACUGGAAGAAGAGAGAGCGCGCUUACAAGCGUCACUGGAAGAAGAGACAGCAUACCUGCAAGCGUCACUGGAAAAACUCUCCGCAGAGAAAGAAGCCGCAGUAGCCAAAGCAGAGUUCCUAGAAGCCUUGGAGUUUCCCGAAUCCAAGAAACACAGCCAAGUGUCUUUCCAGGAUGUGAUUCGUCUGCCUGCCAUGGAGGCAUUCCAGACCACACAGAGCAGCAGCAUCAUCGCCAACACCUCAACAGCAUCCUGGAAGAACACAGAAACUACUUGGUACGACAACAACGACCCCAAUGGAGACAUUGUAGAUUACCGAAUGAGAGUGCACAUCUUCGGAAACAGUCCUUCCCCUGCAGUCGCGUUCUACGGUCUCAGACAUUCAGCCCAAGAGGUGGAGCAUCGGUUUGCUCUGGGAUUUAAAGACACAUUCACCUUCCACAUCAGCAAGGAGGAAAAUCCCUUCACACGUAGAGGAGUUCUGUCCGCCAUAAACAGCUUAUAUGAUCCUCUGGGAUUCGUAGCGCCUGUUACUAUCCAAGGCAAAAUUAUGUUAAGAAACUUCACCACAGAGACGUCUGAUUGGGAUGAACCGCUUUCCGUGGAGAAAAAGGACCUGUGGACAGCCAAGGCAAUUGCAGCCGUAGCAAACCUAAAGACCCUUGACAUCAAAGAACGAUGCCGUAUAGGAUUUGUCAUGAGCCGGACCAAACUGGUGCCACUCCGCGAACACACGAUUCCCAGACUGGAGCUCUGUGCUGCUGUGCUUGCUGUGGAGUUGGCUGAACUUAUAACAUUAGGAAUAAACCUGGAAAUCGAAGAAGUUGAGUUUUACAUGGACAGCAAGAAAGAGGUUGACAACCUGAAGAAAACCACAGCCGAGUUGGAAAUCCAGAUCCAGGACCUUAUGAGUGCUGAGGAGUUUACGGUAUACAAAGAAAAGACCACUCAACACAUUCUACGACACAAGUUGGAGGUUGAACACAUCAAGAGAGAUAAGUGGCAUAGAGAUUUAGAUGAUUACCAGUCUGAAAAGCCACUGAGACUUUAUCCCUUAGAAGGAGACAGAGGAUUUGAGACCUUUUGCAUGGCUCGUUCAGCCCAUGUACAUUAA